AAGACUUGGAAAAAGAACAAGUUACACACCGAGAAAUUAAAAUUAAGAAAUGGACAGAAAAGUAGCUCGAAGAAUGAAACCACGAAAUCGUCGAUUAGAUAAGCAUGUUCACGUUGCGGCAGCACGGUGGUCGCGCGUGAUAACGCUGUAUCAUCAUUAUCGCGAGUUCUCCUGAUGUAUAACGUGAUCUUGAGCACCGCACGCCGCCUGCGUGCUGCUGACAUUGCGCGCUGUGUGAUUGGCUUGUAGCAUGUCAGCUGACACUGCAGACCUGCGUCUAAAGCAUACGUUCUCGAACAGCCGGAAAGGCAUGACCACUUGUUGCUUCUAAGACGUUAUCUGACAAUACUUCUUAGACAAACUGGAACAAAGACUUACACGCCGGACAGUGGCUUGAUUGUCUUUGUAUUAAGAAGAAAAAGAGAAAGACCUUCCAUAUUAGACGUUACGUAUAAAUCUUCAUAAAAGAGACUUAGUGCUAUAAAAAUUCAAGGAAAGAAGAAAAGAAGAAAAGAAAAUCUUGUAGUAUUUUCUGAAACAUAUUUAUUAUAUACCGGUCACAUUUUUCGUCACGAACAUGAGUACUCAGGUGGCGGAUAUCGCCCUUAUUGGUUUGGCAGUCAUGGGACAAAAUCUAAUUUUAAAUAUGAAUGAUCAUGGAUUUGUUGUAUGUGCAUAUAACCGUACAGUGGACAAAGUCAAGUCUUUCCUUGAGAACGAAGCCAAAGGCACAAAAGUAAUUGGCGCUUACAGUUUAAAGGAAAUGGUUGAUACCUUGAAAAGCCCCAGAAGGAUAAUGCUGUUGGUUAAAGCUGGCACAGCUGUGGAUGCCUUUAUCGAACAACUGGUACCUCUUCUCUCUCCUGGAGACAUUAUUAUUGAUGGUGGCAACUCCGAGUACCAAGAUACUGAAAGACGUACCAAGGAUUUGGAGCAGAAGGGAAUUCUCUUUGUGGGUAGUGGAGUCAGUGGAGGAGAGGAUGGUGCCAGAUAUGGACCGUCCUUGAUGCCUGGUGGCAAUCCCAAAGCGUGGCCACAUAUCAAAUCCAUCUUUCAAUCGAUAUGCGCAAAAGCUGAUGGUGAGCCAUGUUGCGACUGGGUAGGCGAGACUGGCGCGGGACAUUUCGUUAAGAUGGUGCACAAUGGCAUCGAAUACGGUGAUAUGCAGAUCAUCUGUGAGGCGUACCAUCUGAUGCGGAGCGGCUUGCAACUCACCCAGGAAGAAAUGAGCGUAGUUUUCGAUGAGUGGAACAGAAGUGAGCUAGAUUCGUUCUUAAUUGAGAUCACACGAGAUAUUCUCAAGUAUAAGGAUAAUAAAGGCUAUUUGCUCGAGCGCAUCAGAGAUACCGCCGGUCAGAAAGGCACUGGCAAAUGGACAGCGAUCGCCGCGCUAGAUUAUGGCGUACCGGUCACACUAAUUGGCGAGUCGGUCUUCUCGAGAUGCUUGUCCGCGCUGAAGAAUGAACGUGUGGAGGCGAGUACGGUGCUGUCUGGUCCGGAACCGGUAUACAAAGGCGACAAGAAACAAUUUCUCGAACACUUAAGAAAGGCUCUGUACGCCGCGAAAAUUAUCUCAUAUGCGCAAGGUUUCAUGCUGUUGAGAGAAGCAGCCAAGGUUCACAACUGGAACUUGAACUACGGUGGAAUAGCAUUGAUGUGGCGAGGUGGAUGUAUAAUAAGAAGUGCAUUUCUCGGAAAUAUAAAAUCGGCCUAUGACAAGAAUUCGAAAUUAUCCAAUUUAUUGUUGGAUGACUUUUUCGCCAAGGCUAUGGACACGUGUCAUCCGAGUGCCAGAACGGUGGUGAGCGCUGCCGUGACAAUGGGUAUACCGACUCCUGCUCUAUCGACAGCUUUGGCAUUCUACGACGGGUUCAGAACCGCUCGAUUACCGGCAAAUCUGCUACAGGCUCAGCGAGAUUACUUUGGCGCUCAUACAUACGAAUUGCUUGGUCAGGAAGGGAAGUUUGUCCACACCAAUUGGACCGGACACGGUGGAAAAGUGUCCGCUUCCACGUACGAUGCGUAAAAUCUUCGUACGGUAAAAUAACUACUGACAAUAUUUAAAUAAAUUUAAGUGAAGAAACGUGACAAUACAGUGUGCAAUAAAUGUAUGUAAUUUAUAAAUUGCAAUAAUUACGUGAUAAUUGCAUAGCUAUGACAUGACGAAUAAACUAUUCGAUAUAAAUGA
Molecule: messenger RNA, 2188 nt
Organism: Pogonomyrmex barbatus (red harvester ant)
Lineage: Eukaryota; Metazoa; Arthropoda; Insecta; Hymenoptera; Formicidae
Gene: Pgd
Product: phosphogluconate dehydrogenase
Biological process (GO): pentose-phosphate shunt
Molecular function (GO): NADP binding; phosphogluconate dehydrogenase (decarboxylating) activity
Source: RefSeq, a predicted model, not a curated record